UCUCAUUGAUAUUUUGUUGUAUACAUAAUACAUGGUAGAUACACAUGUUGAUUGUUACCACAUGGCUGAAAUGUAAUUUAGUUGAGUAUUUUCGUUUAUUAUAUAAAAAUGUCAGUGCCUGAUAAAGUGUUGAUGCGAAAGAUUAAGAAAAGAGAGAAGAGGAAACUUCAAAUAUUGAAAGAACGGGAACAACAAGCACAAGAUGUAAACGAAAAUGAAACUGCAAUUGAGGAUUCAGAAGAAAAUAUUACGGAAAAUGGAGUGGAAGUUUCAAAUGCAGCCGAACAAUAUUGCAUAGAGGAGGGACCAGUCAAAAAGAAAAAAAGAAAAACAAAAGAUGAUAAAAAUGUUAAUAAUGCCACCAAAUCCUAUGACACUUCUAUACAUGAACACUCUGUGUCAGAAGAGCAUAAUGUUAAUAAUGUAGCUAUGAAUUUACCGGGAUCUACAAUAGGGUUAACAGUAUCAAGUGAUACAAGUUUUAAAGUAUUAGAAGGAACAGUGUGUGAAAAUACAUUAAAAGCAAUACAAGAUAUGGGUUUUACAAACAUGACAGAAAUACAAGCAAAGUCUAUUCCUCCCUUAUUAGAAGGUAGAGAUUUGGUGGGUGCUGCAAAAACAGGAUCUGGAAAGACUUUAGCAUUCUUAAUACCAGCCAUUGAACUAAUAAAUAAAUUGAAAUUUAUGCCCCGCAAUGGUACAGGUUGUAUUAUUAUAUCUCCAACACGAGAAUUGUCCAUGCAAACAUUUGGAGUCUUGAAGGAACUGAUGAAAUAUCAUUUUCAUACAUAUGGCUUACUAAUGGGUGGUGCUAAUAGACAGACUGAAGCUCAAAAGCUUGCAAAAGGAAUUAAUAUUAUUGUAGCUACGCCUGGUAGAUUACUAGAUCACUUGCAAAAUACUCCUGAUUUUUUGUAUAAAAACCUUCAGUGCCUCAUUAUCGAUGAAGCAGAUCGUAUUUUAGAUAUUGGUUUUGAAGAAGAAAUGAAACAAAUUAUUAAUAUUCUACCAAAAAGAAGGCAAACAAUGUUAUUUAGUGCAACACAAACUAAGAAAAUAGAAAUGUUGACAACUUUAGCUUUAAGAAAGGAGCCAGUUUAUGUUGGUGUUGAUGAUGACAAAGAAAAAGCAACAGUAGAAGGUUUAGAACAGGGUUAUGUAGUUAGUCCUAGUGAAAAAAGAUUCCUACUUCUAUUUACCUUUUUAAAAAAGAAUAGGAAGAAAAAAGUUAUGGUUUUCUUCAGUUCUUGCAUGUCAGUUAAAUAUCAUCAUGAACUUCUAAACUACAUUGACUUACCAGUACUAAGUAUACAUGGGAAACAGAAACAAACAAAAAGAACAACAACAUUUUUUCAAUUUUGUAAUGCUACAUCUGGUAUACUUCUCUGCACUGAUGUAGCCGCGCGUGGUCUUGAUAUACCAGCUGUUGAUUGGAUUGUACAAUAUGAUCCACCAGAUGAUCCUAAGGAAUAUAUUCAUCGCGUUGGUAGAACAGCACGAGGAGAAGGAAGCAGUGGUCAUGCUUUAUUAAUUUUAAGGCCAGAAGAACUUGGUUUUCUUCGUUAUCUUAAACAAGCUAAAGUGCCAGUAAAUGAAUUUGAUUUCUCAUGGAAUAAGAUUGCUGAUAUUCAAUUGCAGCUGGAAAAGUUGAUUUCUAAAAAUUAUUUUUUAAAUAUGUCAGCAAAAGAGGCAUUUAAAGCAUAUGUAAGAGCAUAUGAUUCUCACCAUUUAAAGCAAAUCUUCGACAUUGAAACUUUGGACUUGGCAAAAGUUGCGAAAUCUUUUGGAUUUGUUGUGCCACCAGCUAUGGACCUGAAAGUAGGAAUAAGCAAGAACUCGCGACCACGGAAAAGAUUAGGUGGAGGCGGUUAUGGGUAUUUUAAAAGUAUGAACAAUCCAAAUUCGGAGAAGCAACCGCUUCGCAAGAAGACUUUUCAACAGAAGAAAAAAUAUGAAAACGAUAAACGACAAUUUGCUAGAUAACUGUACUUGAAAAUUAUUAAAAAAUUGAAUAUUUAUCGAUACAUCAACAUGUAUAUUGUACAUGUAAUUCCAACGCUGAAUUUAAUACAUGAGCUGUAUCCUUUA
Hylaeus volcanicus is the source of this 2088-nucleotide messenger RNA. It is a transcript of the gene pit, whose product is annotated as probable ATP-dependent RNA helicase pitchoune. The transcript has 10 exons. Gene Ontology annotation, biological process: maturation of LSU-rRNA from tricistronic rRNA transcript (SSU-rRNA, 5.8S rRNA, LSU-rRNA). Gene Ontology annotation, cellular component: nucleolus. Gene Ontology annotation, molecular function: nucleic acid binding; RNA helicase activity; ATP binding. The record is from RefSeq and is a predicted model, not a curated record. The coding region runs from base 109 to 1983 and encodes 624 amino acids. NCBI's taxonomy places the organism in Eukaryota, Metazoa, Arthropoda, Insecta, Hymenoptera, Colletidae.